AUCAUCAACGAGGCGAAGGAGAGGAAGGAGAAAGAGAGGCAGACGAAAGCAGUACCUAUUCCUCCACCGCGCAGCACUAACCCCGAACCCCCAACCAGUCCCAUUGCGGGACCCUCACGCCCCCGCCCCGAUACACCCGUCGUCUUUCGCAAAGUCGACCCCGACUGGACACCCGACACCACUCAAUGGACGUGGGACAGCUCCUGGCCGCAUCAGAAGCACCUCUCUGGCGAGGAAUGGAUGAACGUGGGGAGGAAUGCGCGCAAGGAGUGGUUCGACGAAGAAGAGGAUGACGGCGUAGAUUGGGAGCUAUACGGAGAUGGUGAGCAUUGGUCGAACCCUAAGUUCGACCUGGUUAUCCAUUCAAGUCUCUGCUCCUCCUCGCUUGGGGUAGUGGUCAUUCUCGACUUCCUCGCUCGAUCUUCAGGACGACGUACUGUCCAUAAGCCCUCGCUCGUCGUCUACGAGUCAGGCAUCAACAUAGGAGUAUAG
This is a messenger RNA of Postia placenta MAD-698-R-SB12, 492 nucleotides long. RefSeq lists its product as hypothetical. Lineage: Eukaryota; Fungi; Basidiomycota; Agaricomycetes; Polyporales; Adustoporiaceae. The transcript is spliced from 2 exons. The annotation marks the transcript as partial. The record is from RefSeq and is a predicted model, not a curated record.